Molecule: messenger RNA, 3647 nt
Organism: Pectinophora gossypiella (pink bollworm)
Lineage: Eukaryota; Metazoa; Arthropoda; Insecta; Lepidoptera; Gelechiidae
Gene: sit
Product: elongation of very long chain fatty acids protein AAEL008004-like
Exons: 6
Coding region: 268-1167 (299 amino acids)
Biological process (GO): fatty acid elongation, polyunsaturated fatty acid; sphingolipid biosynthetic process; fatty acid elongation, saturated fatty acid
Cellular component (GO): endoplasmic reticulum membrane
Molecular function (GO): fatty acid elongase activity
Source: RefSeq, a predicted model, not a curated record
UUUCGCAGCGUAUGCGCCAGCGCAACGCCUGUAUCACGCCUUAGCGAACCUCCUCAGUCGCUAUUUACACGCCGCGCCGGCUAAACGUGUCCCUUUCACUUUUCAAAUUUCGAAUCUAAAAAAGUACCGCGAGUGCAUUUUGUUUUUUGAAUAUUUUCUUCACAGCGGAGAAAAGCAAAGGUAUCAAAUAAAGCAGAGCCAACAAUAAAAUGCGGGAGGACCUCUCAUGACAUCGGGAUUGUGAUUCAAGUAGACAAGAAAAACACCAUGGCGGCUUCAAACAACUCCUUCGCCAAGACAUACCAUCGCUUAUUCGUAGAGUUAGCUGAUCCCCGUACCAAUGAUUGGUUCCUGAUCAGGAAUCCGUUACCAGGCCUGACAAUUAUCGGGCUGUACUUAUACUUCGUGCUAAAAUGGGGCCCCCGGUAUAUGGCCGACAAGAAGCCCUUCCAACUACAGAAGACGUUGGUCGUAUACAAUUUCAUUCAAGUUCUAGUCAGUUGCUGGUUGUUUUAUGAGGGCCUAGACGCAGGUUGGUUAAGACAUUACAGCUGGAAAUGUCAGCCGGUAGACUUCUCAACAAAUCCUGAGGCUAUGAGGGUAGCCCGAGGCGUCUACAUCUACUUCUUGGCGAAGAUAUCAGAACUUCUCGACACAGUAUUUUUCGUCAUCAGGAAGAAGGAAAGGCAAAUUACUUUUCUUCACAUGUAUCACCAUACUGUGAUGCCUAUGAUCUCUUGGGGGGCUACUAAGUACUACCCUGGAGGUCAUGGAACCUUGAUUGGUGUUAUCAACUCCUUUGUCCAUAUCAUCAUGUAUACCUACUACAUGUUGGCUGCCAUGGGUCCUCAGUACCAAAGGUUCCUGUUCUGGAAGAGGCAUAUUACAACUUUGCAAAUGCUCCAGUUCUGCAUUGCUUUCCUCCACUCCUCUCAACUCUUGUUCUACGAUUGCGGCUACCCUCGCUGGUCCGUCGUCUUUACUCUUCCCAACUCAAUCUUCUUCUACUAUCUCUUCUACGACUUCUACUACAAAGCCUAUGGCAAGCCGGUGGACAAGAGAAAGUUGAACGCCGAAGUCAACUCUAAGAAAAAACUAGAAAAUGGUCACACGAAGUCGAAUGGAGUCCAAAACGGACAUGUGGUAGAAGAAAAGAAAGUGAAGUAAAAAAGAAAAUAGUGAAAUAUAUGUCAAUGUAAUUGAAGGUAUAUAAAAACGGCAUGUGCAAAUGGCGAUACAGACAGUUAACACAACCAUUUUUAACUAGUUAACGUAGAGCUUAGACAUAAGAGAGUAGUUGAUUCGUUUGAAGUUUAAUGAUUUCAAUCAAAUACAACUACUGCUCUUAGAAAUAAUAAAGCUGAUGUGAUUCUUAUAGAAUCUCACCUCGAUUAUAUAAUUUAGGUGAUAUCGCUAUACCCAAAAGUAAUAUAAGAUAAUAAAUAAAAUUGUUUAAUAAAAGUCCGAUUCCGGUUUGUACAACAGUUACAAUAAAGUUUUCUGUGUUUGAAAUUUUACUUUGUCAUACAGACCGUUAAUUUUAUUUUGUCUUUGACAAAAAUUGUAAGUAAUUUUAUUACAUGGUUAUGAAAGUUUAUUAUUUAGAAUAAUGUUUUAGUGUUUGUAUACCAUUAUUUAUGUUUUAAACAAGGUUAACAGUGUAUAUAAGUAGAUGUACUUAUAAAUAUAUUAGGAGUACAAUAUUAAUAACGAAAAAGCUCAAUUAUUAAAAUGGUAUUCAGAGAAAAUUGUUUAUCUUUAAAACAAUGUUGUGUAUGGAAUGUGUGCGGAUGGUACUAAAAUGGUUGCAUUAGGUGGGUAAGUGUUGAUAUAAGAUUGCUUUUAAGUAACAGCCAACACAGAUUAUGAUAGAAAAGACACAUUUCUCUGUAUAACAUGUGUAAUGGUAUUAGAUAAGGCAGCUUAUAGUUAAAAGAAAAUUUUAAAUCUUCCAAAGCGAGACACAGGACUCUCGAAAUGUUACACGAGUGAAGUCGUAGUUAGAAAAGUUACCAAUUUAAAUUAUAUUUGUACAAAGAAGUUAAAAGUAUCUGCUUGAUAGAUUUUCUCGAGGUUUCACUGGAUUCGUUCAAAAUGUAUAACUGAAUGUUGUCAAUUAAACUUUGGAAACUAUUGUAGUGGUACUUUUGUAUGACACGUCUUCCAUUUCAAUUGUAUCCUAUAGUGUUUACGUAUAUAUUGUUAAAGUAAUGUAAUUAUCAUGUUAUGGUGACAUACUUGGUGAUGGCAAGCGAAGCAGGGCUUUGCUGGACGUUAGGUCGAGUGAUCAACUUAUUCUAAAACCAGACGAAUUUUAGUCUUUAUUAUUUGACUCCUAGCUAAAAACUACAAGAUAGUUAAGGAAGAACACCACUUGAAAGCCUAAAUUAAUAUAAUAUAUAUUGAAACUUUAUGGCGAGGGCUAAAUAUUAAUAAACUCGUAAUAAGCAACAAAUAUGCAUAUUUUUCAAUGUUGCAGUCCCAAAUCCCACUAAAUUUAGCCCUUUGAAUUGUUGCUAUGGAGAUUUUAUUCCUAUAAUAUUGUGCAUUAGAACUCGUUACUUCACGAAUUUUAUUGCUUACGUCACGGAUUUGGUCUGCUGUCUCUUUCGAAUACGUCUUGACUUGUAAAAUAUCAUCUACUAUUGGGGGUAAAUCAUCUCUCUCAAAACGUGCCAUUUUUGUCACGUCACAAAAGCUAAGUUCUUGUUGCAGAACGGAUCAUUGUAUUUAGGUUAUAAAAAAACGAGUAGAUAGGGAAACUAAACGCAUUUUCCCAUUGUUUUGAAUUGAAAGCAAUUGAUAUGGUUGUGGUAAAUAUGUAUUGUGUUCUUUUAUAUUGAAAAUGUCAAAUCGUUUAUUACAUUAUCUUUCUGUACCGUGUGUUUAUUCACUAUCAAUUAUGCAAAAAUCUCAUUGGAUAUCUAAAAUUAUAAGUAUAAAACUAGAGACUAGUUUAUAACAGCUCCAUCCGCUCUCGCGAUAAGGAAAUCUUUAGGCAGCAUCUCCACAAUAUAUGGGGACAUGUGUUUGUUAAGAACCAAUCGAAUCGCUUCCUUAUCCUAACCUGGCUCAGCGGAGCUCCUUCUCACAUCCCUGUGGAAAAGCAGCCUUACGGUCGCUUUAAUCCUUGAGCGAUUAACAUCUUAAUCAACAUUGAGUGGUCCAUCUUUUAAGAUAUUUAUAAUGAUUGGAAAUUUAAAGGUAACGUGUGGUUUGUGGUUGCUUUUAUCAAACACGUAGAUUCGCUAAAAACAAUUAUGUAGUUGCGUGCGAUAAACACUCUCAAAAUGAUAUUUCAGAAUGCAAAAAAACUAUUGAUUUUAACCAUCAUAUCAUACGUGUAGUAAAAUAAGACCAGUGUGUUAUCUACAUAAUUAAUAACGCUCAGUGGGUGAUGCAUAAUCCUGAGAUUUGACCGAAGAGAGGGGUGUUGACUAUACUUAUCUCCUGUUUUUAUUUUACUGUGUAAAAUGUAUUCUUAUUGACAACUGGAAAUGAAAUGGCGUAGUAAUAAUGUACAGAGCAGCUUUUCUACACGAUACUUCAGUAUUUUCUAAUAGAAUCGCACAAUUUACUAGUAGCGUUGUAACCUUACAUAAAUAACCAAGUUGUAUGUUCAAUAUUAAAUUUCAUUACAGUUAUUA